Messenger RNA from Peronospora belbahrii, 633 nucleotides. NCBI's taxonomy places the organism in Eukaryota, Oomycota, Peronosporomycetes, Peronosporales, Peronosporaceae. The record is from the annotation of a GenBank genome assembly.
AUGCCUGAAGUGAUGCUAUCGAUAGUGUUGUUCCUGCUGCCAUGCGCCGUCAUUCUUGAACGCUGCAUCAACAACUGGUCACUAUUAUCCCUUCAUCCAGCUUUGAACGCAUUGGCAAUGCUUGUAUGCUUGCCCAGUGCAUUGCAAGCAAUGAUACAACGAAAGAAUGAGACAAAUGAUGCAAAGCGUGUCUGGCUGACCAAGCUGCAUCUACUGCUCAAUGUAUCGGCUGGAGUAUUAAUAGCUACUGCAGGCAUCGCCGUGUUCAUUGCCAAACGUGACGCUAGUCAUCCGCACUUGGCAACACCACACUCAUGGUCAGCUCUGGUAACUGGUUUAUUCUUCUCACUCAACGUGUUCCAGGGGAUUGUGCUGACGUUUCAGGACACAAAAACCAACUGGCAGUGGAAAGACGAGACUCACGUGCUCACAGGCGUAAUGAUCUACAUUGGAAGUGUCACUACGAUGCUCUAUGGAUUGCAUACGAGCUCAUGGGGGGUCGAAAACUUUAGUUUAGAAAGACAAUUCCAGCUCACAGCACUCAUCAUUGCCGCACACAUGACGUUAUUGGGAAAAAUGCUCGUGCCACAAGGUCGAGAAAGUAGUAAACCACAUGUUGAGAAGACGGCAUAA